Messenger RNA from Candidula unifasciata, 2823 nucleotides. Lineage: Eukaryota; Metazoa; Mollusca; Gastropoda; Stylommatophora; Geomitridae. The record is from the annotation of a GenBank genome assembly.
AUGGGAGAAGGAGACCUCGAGCUAGACAGAUCUGACCACGAAAGUCAGGAUAGUGAUAGCAAACACAGCUAUCAGCACGAGAAAGAUAGUUUUUCCAAGAAAAAGACUCCUACAGAACCGGAUAAUAAGUAUUAUGAAGUUGAAGCGAUUUUGGAUGGACCGAAAAAGCGAAGGGAACAUCUAUUUAAAGUUUGCUAUAAAGUCAGAUGGAAGGGAUAUGGUCCGGAAUCCGACACAUGGCAACCCAUUGCGGAUUUGGUCAAUGUUCAAGACAUGAUUGAUGAUUAUAAAAAGGAAAAGGAUAAUCAAAGGCAUGACAAGUUCAAAAAGACUGGCACAGAUUCUAUGGUGAACAAGCGUUCAAGGAUUUCAUCAUCAUCAUCAUCACCUGAAGGACACAAUGCUGGUAGAAAGCAUUUUGACCCUGUCUAUGGAACUGUAAAAGACAAGUUCUGGAAAGAUCUAGAACUAGGACAUCAGAACCAUUCUCCUCAGUUUAAUGGAGACAUGUACUCUAAUGUGAAAGGUUGUCGGCGGGCCGCUCAUACAGAAGCUUUGGCAAGUAUUCACAAGCAGCGUCGGCGAGAAAGCAAAUCUCUUCAUACUUCCAGAUCACCGUUGCGUGUUUUACGUGGUGAUCACUUUAGUAAAUCCAGAUCAUCCUCUCCAGUGUCUUCCAAACAUGGAAAAUCGUCACGGAGGUCAGAAUCACCCAAGAUGUCUCGCGUCGGCAGACCACGGAAGAGAUCCACUGAUCCUCUAUUUGCUUCAGAAUCCACAUCUGCAAAGCGGAGUAGACGGUCAAGGGAAGCCAACAGUGGGAAUAUAUUUUUCGAAUGCAAGCAGCCGAGUGUUAUCAGUUCAGUUACUUCGGAAACGGUGGCGAUUGUUACUACAUCAACUCCGCUAACUCCUCCAGUUGUGUCCAAUACUAGUGCAGCACCUUUACUGUCUGCAUCAAGUGUGGUCAGUUUGGAUGGACCAGUGUCCAGUUCUGUGGUCACUGCGUGGUCCAGAUCAAGUACUGAUUCAACAUGUUUAUCCAUGGUGAAUGUUGGUGCCAGUAGCUGUGAUGCAAUAGCAGGAGCAUCAUUUGAUACUUGUGGUGGUGCAUCUCAGGGAUCACUGCCUGAUGACUCACAGAUACACAAAGCUCUCUCCCAUAUGCGGUCAGCAUUAGAUACCCAGUCAGAGGCCAGUGGAGCUGUGGAGCGCUCUUAUGAUGCAGAAUGUUUAUGGAAUGGAGCCUGCAAUAGGUCGGAUUGUAAAUCUAAUCGCAGAAGGAAUAUGAAAAACGGCCAAAGAAAGCUUGGUGGUGUGAUACCUACUGAUGGGAGUGAUAGUGAUGGUGAACCUAACGUUGGGAAUGAGAAUACAGCAAUGGAAGAUGAGAAUAAUGAUGGUGACAGUGCUCUUGUGGUGAAUGAAGACCAGGCUGCUGUAGAGGAAGAUAAUAGGGUGUAUAGUAGUGAGGGAGAGGAAAUGGAGGAUGAUUGUCUUGCUGUAGAACACACACAGAAUAUCUCAUCAGCACCUUCUGCAUCUGGCACAAAGAGUUCAUUAGGAUUGAUGAAAACAUCAACUUCUGGGGCUAAAUCCAGCCACUCAGUAAUAAGCACUUCCUAUCAGUCAAGAUCUUCAUCCAGACAAGAUGAUAGUCCAUCUCCAUUGCCUGUGUCGACUGUUUCCAGAAAAGAUCAUAAGUCACUUGACUAUCCAUCAUCAGGACAUGGAUCUAGAAAUAAAUCUAGUUCACAGUCACAUUCAUCAGCUCGUGAUCGGCGGCUGUUAUAUUCCUCCUGCCAUACUGAUAGCUCUGAUUCCAGUUUUGAUGAUACAGCCUCUAGCGGGCCCUCGUUAAGUAGAGAGGCUGUCAGUGAUUCAUUCUGUAGAAUAGCAAGGCUGUCUGACGUAGAUACAUCAGCUGUUCCCAGCACAAGUGGGUCAGCUGCUCCCGGCUCCUGGUCCUUACAGCGGAGUCUUGAAGGAUGUUCAUCUCAAGGAAGGAAGAGUCAUGUGGAAGCAGAAAGACCUGGACUGUUCAGUGAAAACAAUGGGGCUUUUAUAUUUUUGGAGCAAGAUUCUGGAGACAUGUCUACAAGAGAGCAAUAUGAAGAAGGUGUGUUCUCUCAGGAAUCUGUCAGCGUGACCCCUUCUUCUCCUGGGAAAGAGAAUUUUGGCAGUUCUGGUUUGAAGAGUAAACUGAAGGUGACUAAAGGUGCAGAUGUUCCGAGCACACAUUCUGGAGGUAGGGCUGGCAGUCUUGUUAGAUCCCAUCCCAGGCAAACAAGACUGGAGGAUUUGGAGGCAAGUGCAAGCCGGCCACGCAGCAGUGAAGUUUCCCAGCCACAAGAGAAGAUGCCUUCUCCCAACUCACGAGAUUCUGAACUGAAUGAAAGGAUUGUCACUUUAACCUGUGAUGAAUUGGAGGAUUUUGUUGAACAGAACAUUACAGUCGAAAAGGACAUUGGUUUUAUUUCAAAUGCUGAUCUUCUGCAAGCGGUAAACCUUAGCAAGGCCGAGGUGGUCAAGCGAGCUGUCAAACAGAUCAGGUCAAAUGAACAUAAACUGGACCUUGAGCAGGCAGACAACACUGGUACCACAUUGCUAAUGAGGGCUGUCCAAAGAGGUGCACUAGCCAUAGUGGAAAUGCUAUUGGAAAAUGGGGCAAAUGUUAAUGCGCAGCAGACUAAUGGCACAACUGCCCUGAUGAUAGCUGCAGACACGAAUGGAACCUGUCUUGUGGCCCUACUUCUGAAAUAUGGUGCCAACAGCAGCCUGUACACAGUCAACUCCGACCAAGCUGAGACAGCUCUCAUGAAA